AAUCGUCAAUUUUUCACGUAAAGACAGAGAUAGUCGGAAUCUCCUCCGGCAGCCGGCGAUUUGCUUUUUCCCCCGUGUAAUUUUCCCGAGAAAGUGACACUCCUUUUAAAUCUCACACCCUGAAACUGCCCAUUAGAUGUGGUGGAGAUCGCCCUCUUUCAUUCUCGAUAGACAACAGCAAAACGACACCGCAUCGCUAAAUCCCGAAGCCACCUCCGUCUCCUCUCCUCCACCUUCCAUGGCAGACACUCUCCAAAACCCUAACCCUGACGCCAACAUCUCUGCUUACUACCAGACGCGCGCGGCCCACCACGGUGUCCUGACCAGUGACUGGCUGGCCCAGGCCCAGGCUGCGGUUGGCCGUCAACCCGAAGAUAAAUUGCUGGGAAAUGACGCCAGGGCAGCGUCGGCUGCUGGCGGUGCGGGUAAGCGGUUUAGCGUGAUCGACGAGUUCAACAGCUGGAGGAAGCAGCCUGAUCUGGCGGAGGCUGUUGCAGCUAUUCGCGCGCUUGCGGCGGUUAUCAGGGCUAGCCAGGCUACGACCAUGAUGGAACUCGAGAUUGAGCUGAAAAAAGCAUCGGAUUCGCUUAAAUCAUGGGACACAACCUCUAUCUCUUUGACUGCUGGCUGCGAUCUCUUUAUCCGUUAUGUGACCAGGACAUCAGCCUUAGAAUAUGAAGACUUCAAUUCAGCUAAGUGUCGCCUUAUUGAACGUGCAGAGAAGUUUGGGGAAAUAUCUUAUAAGGCACGCAGGAUCAUUGCAAUGCUAAGUCAAGAUUUUAUAUUUGAUGGUUGUACCAUUUUGGUACAUGGUUUCUCCAGAGUUGUUUUAGAAGUACUUAAGACAGCAGCUCAAAAUAAGAAACUAUUUCGGGUUUUCUGCACAGAGGGAAGACCAGACAGAACAGGAUUACGAUUAUCCGAUGAGCUGGCCAAACUUGAUGUUCCUGUGAAGCUCCUAAUGGAUUCUGCUGUGGCAUAUAGCAUGGAUGAGGUGGACAUGGUAUUUGUGGGAGCUGAUGGAGUGGUUGAAAGUGGGGGAAUAAUUAAUAUGAUGGGGACGUACCAGGUUGCAUUGGUCGCACACAGUAUGAACAAACCAGUCUAUGUGGCUGCUGAAAGCUACAAGUUUGCCCGUCUUUAUCCAUUGGACCAAAAGGAUAUGGCUCCUGCCUUACACCCCGUCGAUUUUGGUGUGCCCAUCCCAGCAAAAGUCGAGGUUGAAAAAUCUGCUCGGGAUUAUACUCCUCCACAGUAUCUUACUCUACUCUUUACAGAUUUGGGUGUUCUUACUCCUUCGGUAGUCAGUGAUGAGCUUAUUCAGCUAUACCUUUAGUCAUGUGCUUGAAUGCAGUUUUUUUUUUCUCCUUAAAUUUUCAGUGUGUUUGUUUCUUAAAAAGACAAUAUGAUGUAUAAAAUCAAACUAUGCCCCUAAGCUAAUGAUAGUCUCUUUAUUUUUGGCCAUUAUAUUUCUUGUUUGUUGGCUUAAACUAAACUGCAAAGUGAGCA
Messenger RNA from Rubroshorea leprosula, 1509 nucleotides. Lineage: Eukaryota; Viridiplantae; Streptophyta; Magnoliopsida; Malvales; Dipterocarpaceae. The record is from the annotation of a GenBank genome assembly.